AUGAGCUCGCCGCGUCAAUUUUCGGCCCAUAGCCGGUCGCCCUCAUUAUUAUCAGAGCGCCGCGAAUUUCGAAGGAUAUCAGGUCUCUCCUUUGGCUCCCCCGCCGAUGCACAACCAGCCCCCGACGGCCAAGCCACCGUUACCGAAGAGAUUAGCGAGAUCAAGCGUUACGAAGACUUUACAACCAUUGACUGGGUCCAAGAUGCGGUGUAUGAACAAUCGCGCCGCCGCGCCAAGCGACGGAGCGGCGCCGGGUUCUGGGACCAGGACGGUCUCUUUGGCUGGCGGCGGAAAGUACACGAGUCAUACGAUGCGGGACAAGCCUGGCUUGUGGUUACGCUUGUCGGCAUGGCAAUUGGAUUGAAUUCGGCGGUUUUGAAUAUCGUCACGGAAUGGCUGGCCGAUAUCAAGCUGGGUCAUUGUAGCACUGCAUUCUACCUGAACCAACAGUUCUGCUGCUGGGGUGCCGAAGGAAGCUGUUCCGAUUGGAAGCAGUGGACUUCCCUGUCGCUAUUCAAUUACAUUGCUUAUUUUUUCUGGGCGGUUUUAUUCGCUCUCGUCGCUGCGGCUCUGGUCAAAUCGUUUGCGCCCUAUGCCGCAGGCUCCGGCAUCUCGGAAAUCAAAUGCAUCAUUGCCGGCUUCGUCAUGAAAGGGUUCCUCGGUGCCUGGACACUGGUGAUCAAAUCAAUUGCUUUGCCAUUGGCUAUUGCAUCAGGCCUCUCUGUGGGAAAAGAGGGACCAAGCGUGCACUUUGCCGUGUGCACCGGAAACGUGAUAUCCCGGUGGUUUGGCAAAUACAAGCAAAACGCAUCGAAGACGAGAGAAAUUUUGACGGCAUCUGCAGCUGCUGGUGUGGCUGUGGCUUUCGGUAGUCCAAUUGGAGGGGUGUUAUUUUCACUCGAGGAAAUGGCCAACUACUUUCCACUGAAAACUCUUUGGAGAAGUUACUUUUGUGCAUUGGUGGCAACCAGUGUAUUAGCUGCGUUGAACCCGUUCCGAACGGGACAGCUGGUCAUGUUCCAGGUGGAGUAUGACCGCACGUGGCACUUUUUUGAGCUCAUCUUCUUUGUGGGGCUUGGUGUUUUUGGUGGACUGUACGGCGCAUUCGUGAUCAAAUGGAAUCUUCGGGUCGCAGCUUUCCGGAAGAAAUAUUUGGCCCAGUACCCUAUCGUCGAGUCGGUUGUCCUUGCUGGCUUUACUGCGCUCCUGUGCUAUCCGAAUAUGUUCUUGAAGAUCAACAUGACGGAGAUGAUGGAGAUUUUGUUCCGCGAAUGCGAGGGUGGACAUGACUAUCAAGGGCUGUGCCAAGCCAAGAACAGAUGGUCGAUGGUCCUGUCAUUGGCCGUCGCGACGGUUUUUCGGACUCUUCUGGUGAUUGUCUCCUACGGAUGCAAGGUGCCUGCCGGCAUAUUCGUGCCUUCGAUGGCCGUCGGGGCGUCCUUUGGGCGCAUGGUGGGGAUAAUGGUGCGGGCAUUGCAGGAGUCCUUCCCCGAUUCUGCAUUUUUCUCCUCGUGCAAGCCAGAUGUGCCCUGCAUCACACCAGGAACCUAUGCAUUUUUGGGAGCUGGGGCAGCGCUCAGUGGGAUCAUGCAUCUGACUAUUUCGGUCACUGUCAUUAUGUUCGAGCUGACAGGGGCGCUGACUUAUAUCCUUCCGACAAUGAUUGUGGUGGGAGUCGCCAAAGCCGUUGGAGACCGCUUUGGAAACGGCGGUAUCGCAGACCGGAUGAUUUGGUUCAACGGGUUUCCGUUCCUCGACAACAAGGAAGAUCAUGUCUUCAAUGUUCCGGUUUCCCACGCGAUGACGGCUGACCCCCUGUCGCUGCCGGCAUCUGACUUCCCUGUGCGCGAAGCAGAGCAUCUUCUGAGCGACAAUAAGUUUCAGGGCUUCCCAGUUGUGGAAGACCGCACCACCAAGACCCUGGUAGGGUUCAUAGGACGCACUGAGCUCCGAUACGCCAUCGAUCGUGCACGCAGUGAAGGACUGCUCUCACCCAGUGCCCGGUGUGCGUUCACCAAAGAGGCGGCCGAAGCGGCAGUCGCGCGGCGGGCAUCUAUCCCGCAGCACGUCCGAGCCUCGGAGACGUUCGACUCAAUCCAGAGAAGCGUGGGGGCCCACAUGGUUGACUUCUCGCGGUAUGUCGACCACACGCCACUAACGGUGCACCCGCGCCUGCCCCUUGAAACGGUCAUGGAAAUCUUUAAGAAGAUGGGCCCGCGCGUCAUCCUUGUCGAGCACCGCGGCCGGCUCAGAGGCCUGGUGACCGUCAAGGAUUGCCUGAAGUAUCAGUUCAAGGUCGAGGCCGAGGAGCACGCUCUGGCCGAAACGAGCGCGACGGCCUAUCGCGCGGUGAGCGGUCCUCUGGCCGCCCCUGCUCCUGAAACCACUGAGGAUCGUAUAUGGCGGCUCAUCCAGUCGGUGGUCUUGUUUGUAUCUGGCGUGAGUUCUCGCUGGCCCGUCAGGCCGCAUGAGCGCCGUGCCCCGGGACCGUCGGAACCGUCGGGUAUCCUGGAUGGGACGGAGGAUGACGGGGUGGUGGAGUUGGAGAGUCGACAGGAUCGGUUUGCAGGUCGCUAG
Molecule: messenger RNA, 2577 nt
Organism: Penicillium alfredii
Lineage: Eukaryota; Fungi; Ascomycota; Eurotiomycetes; Eurotiales; Aspergillaceae
Product: chloride channel protein
Exons: 7
Coding region: 1-2577 (858 amino acids)
Biological process (GO): transmembrane transport; chloride transport; intracellular iron ion homeostasis
Cellular component (GO): fungal-type vacuole; early endosome; membrane
Molecular function (GO): voltage-gated chloride channel activity
Source: RefSeq, a predicted model, not a curated record